Molecule: messenger RNA, 2856 nt
Organism: Paramuricea clavata
Lineage: Eukaryota; Metazoa; Cnidaria; Anthozoa; Malacalcyonacea; Plexauridae
Source: the annotation of a GenBank genome assembly
AUGUUAUUCUUUGAUUUCGAGUGUCGUCAGGAAAAUGGAAAUCAUGAACCCAAUUUAUGCGUGAUUCAGAACGAAGCUGGUGACGAAUGGGUUUUUGAAGGGGAUAACACACGGAACGGGUUUUGCGAAUGGUUGUUUCAAAAAGAACGGGCAAAUUGUGUCGUGAUGGCCCAAAAUUUCCAAGGGUACGACAGUUACUUUAUUCUGCAAUACUUACGGGAAAACGGUGUCAAGUACGAUGUCAUCAUGCGCGGUGCCAAAGUCCUUUCCUUAUCUGUGGACAUGUUCAAGAUCAGAUUUAUCGAUUCCUUGAACUUUAUCCCGAUGAGAUUGGCAGAUUUUCCAAAAACCUUUGGCAUAGAAGAGCUAGCAAAAGGGUACUUUCCGAAUCUUUUCGACAAGAAAGAAAACGAGAAUUAUGUGGGAUCGAUCCCACCCACUCCCUACUACAAUCCGAACGGAAUGAGUCCUGCAGCGAAGGAAAAGUUUUUACAUUGGCAUAGAAAUUUGAAAGACAAUGAUUACGUGUUCAACUUCCAAGAGGAAAUUCUCGCUUAUUGUCGUUCCGAUGUGGAUAUUUUGCGACGCUGUUGCUUGGAAUUUCGCGAACUGUUCCGUGACGUUACUAAAAUCGAUCCCUUUGAGAAAUGCCUUAUCAUCGCGUCCGCAUGCAAUCAAGUGUAUCGGACAAACUAUCUUCGAGAAAACACCAUUGCCAUCAUCCCACCGCGCGGUUAUUGUCCCGAAAACAAACAGUCCCUUCUUGCACAAAAAUGGUUGUCGUAUACGGCCGAACGAAACGAGAUCUGCAUACAGCAUGCUCGCAACGGCGGAGAGAAACGUGUUGGUCCGUAUUUGCUGGAUGGUUAUCAUGAAGAAACCCACACGGCCUAUGAAGUCCAUGGAUGUUUCUGGCAUGGCAAGUGUUUGAAUAAACGCCUCCCUCGAAUAGACGCCCCUUAGAAUAGUAUUUUAGAAUAGUAUUUUUGUUUAUUUCUGACAGGAUGUAUAAACUGUUACGCUCGUGAUACAAUGAACCCUGUCAAAGGUAAAACCAUGCACGAUCUUCAUCAAAAAACCGUGGAAAAGAUACAGUAUUUGAAAAAUCAAGGCUACAACGUGGUAGAAGUUUGGGAAUGUAGAAUCAAUCGGGAAUUGGCAGAUAAUGAAGACAUGAAAUAUUACUUUGAUCAAUAUGAUGGAGUCGAUCCCUUGGAACCUCGUGAUGCUCUAUAUGGAGGACGAACCGACGCGUUGAGACUUUACCAUGAGUGUAAUCAUGAUGAGAAAAUAAGGUAGGACAAAAAAUUUUUGACGUUAUGUUUUUACGUUAUGUAUGACGUCAUGUUUUACUACGUCAUGUAUGACGUCAUGUCUUACGUCAUUCUAGAUAUGUGGAUUUUACAAGCCUUUACCCCUGGUGUAAUAAAAUGACGCGAACGGUUGUGGGACAUCCACUUAUCACCGAGAACUUUGACGACAUCUCCACCUAUUUUGGUCUGGUCAAAUGCACAGUGCUUCCACCUCGAGGUCUGUUUCACCCAUAGAUAUAGGAGAUCUAGAUUGCUAACGCAUACCUAGCGCAGGCGGGGCCAACAUGAUAAAUCCAAGAUGGCGGUACAACAGGGCAAAAAGACUAUAGAUUCUAUUACGAAAAUCAGGAUUUUUGCAUUUUUUGCCGUCGCAUUGUUUCGAAACUUAUUCGGUCAAAUUUUAUGGUAAAGAGAAACUUACCGCGAAGAUUUUGAGCAUAUAUAUGAUUGAAUUGGAUGAAAACUCGCAAAAUUAUCCAUGGAUAAAAGUUCGUGUAUAGUACUGAUAUAGUACUAUAUAUGUAACUUGUACAGUUUUGCUUUAAUUUUUGCUCACUAUUUGCAUAAAAAGCAAAUUAUAACAGACCAUAGAUGAUAGACCCUCAUCCAGUGCUCUCAUCAGUUUACUUCUCUAACAAGCAAGGAGGGGGGGGGGGGGGGGUAACAGUUCAUUUUUCAUAAUUAUGAGGACAGAGCAGAUGAUGAUGAGAGAUGCAAGUAUAAAACACCAUUCACAAGGCUAGAUGUUAACAUAGCACAGUAUUUCCGGCAAUAAAACGCUCCAACUGACCAACUGACCAUUUCACACGAACUUGUAUCGCUGGAUAAUUUUGCGAGUUUUCAUCCAAUCCAAUUAUAUAUAUGCUCAAAAUCUUCGCGGUAAAUUUCUCUUUACCAUAAAAUUUGACCGAAUAAGUUUCGAAACAACGCGACGGCAAAAAAUGCAAAAAUCCUGAUUUUCGUAAUAGAAUCUAUAGUCUUUUUGCCCUGUUGUACCGCCAUCUUGGAUUUAUCAUGUAGGCCCCGCCUGCGCUAGGUAUGCGUUAGCAAUCUAGAUCUCCUAUAUCUAUGGUUUCACCCUGUUCUUCCUUAUCGCACCCAAGGCAAGUUGAUGUUUCCACUUUGCAAGACCUGUGCCGAUGCCUGUAACCAGACUCCCUGCGACCAUUCCGACAGUGAAAGAGCCAUUCAGGGUACAACAUGGUGUAGAGUGGAGCUGGAGAAAGCGUUGGAAAAAGGUUAUCAAAUUGUACAAAUUCAUGAAGUGUGGCACUUUCCCGAAACCUCGGAUGACCUGUUCAAAGAUUAUAUUGACACAUUCCUGAAAAUUAAACAAGAGGAGAGUGGGUACCAGAAAGAUUGCGUCACCGAAGAGCAGAAGCAACAUUACGUGGACGAGUACCUUGAAAAAUCGGGAAUCCAUUUGGACCCCCAUAAGAUCGAAUACAAUCCUGGAUUACGCGCUCUGGCUAAAUUGAUGUUGAAUUCGUUCUGGGGUGAGCACCAUGCUUUCAUUGAUAUAUUUUCGCUACAUGAUACUUAA